Molecule: messenger RNA, 942 nt
Organism: Aspergillus calidoustus
Lineage: Eukaryota; Fungi; Ascomycota; Eurotiomycetes; Eurotiales; Aspergillaceae
Source: the annotation of a GenBank genome assembly
AUGGAUGAGCGGGAGAAGCUCAUCGCUUUCAUCAGCCAAAACAAGGCAUUAACCCACGUCAAUUCCGCCACCUGGGCUUGUCUAUGGUUCGCCGAUGUGGUCAAGCUAAAGGAACUGGUCUACAAAUUGACAUCUGGACGAGGAGAAUGCCUUUACGAGGCGCUCUAUACUGAGAGUGUGCCCAGAGCCUUGAAGAGCCGUCAGUACAUCUUGUCGCUGCCAGUUCUGUCUCACUGCCAUCCGUAUCGUGCUAACCUCUCUUAUCUGUCGAUAGUGGUCAACAUGAGCGACCUUACGAACGAACCAUUGAAGACCGAAGGCCUCUUAAAUCCUGUCGCCGCCUCAAUCUACCUGAAGCUUCUCAAGCAGAAACCGGGGGCGGACUUUCUCAAGGGACAGCUAGACUUAUGGAAUAUCAUGAGGACAUGUUGGCACAAAGAAACUCUAAUCCCAUGGACUGCAGCCCUGUUCGGACUCGAGCCUCUGAAGCUCACUCACGGCGGAAAGCAUCUCGAAGCUCGCUUCUUCUGGCUGCCGAAGGCAGAAUACAACCCAAGCGUUCCUCUGAUGACCAGGCCUAGUUUAGCCGGCGAUAUAGAGUGUUAUAGGCUUGGACGUCAGUUUGGCAUCAAAUCUGGAGAGGUGGUGGUAUUCAAAACCGAUAAUCCGAUGAUCGACCCGCUUCCCUCUUGGGAUCUGCUGCAUUUGCAGUGGACGCUGAAUCGGGUACUCGCUGCUAGCGGUGUCAUCGACUUGGUUGAGAAGGAUAUUGGAGAUGAUAGUUCGAGUGAAAGCUUAGUGGAGUCAUUUAAAUCUUUUGAGGAGACGAACGAGGAGAACGACGAUGAAGGCAAUGACGAGGAGGAGGAUGAGGUGGUGACGGAGUCGUCCUCUGAGGAAGAGCCGGCCCAUGAUGUUGGUCAAGGUUGGAUUCUUUGGUAA